This is a messenger RNA of Ostertagia ostertagi, 1107 nucleotides long. Lineage: Eukaryota; Metazoa; Nematoda; Chromadorea; Rhabditida; Trichostrongylidae. The record is from the annotation of a GenBank genome assembly.
AUGUCUUCGGCUGCCGGGAAGCCUGGACAUGACGUGGUAUUGAAACCUGGUGAACAAGCGGUCAAUACCGGUUCCAAUAUCCAAACGGUUAAAGCCGACCUGAAUUCACUUGCCUGGAAAGAUGGAAAGAUGAAAUUUCAGGAUGCCAGCGUUCAGGAAAUUAUGCGGCAGGUGGCCAGAUGGUAUGAUCUGAAAAUAGUCUAUCAAGGCACUAUCAGUACAGACACUUUUACCGGUGCGAUCAGCCGUCAAUCUGACCUGGCUACUUUAUUAAAGAUGUUUGAAGCCACCCAAAUCAACUUUGAAGUGCAGCACAGCCCAUCAGGAAAUUUUGAUGACAUCAAUCCUAAUGAUGUCGAAUCCGUAACGCUUCUUAAGGAUGCAGCAGCAGCUUCUAUCUGGGGCGCCAGAGCUGGGAACGGUGUGAUUGUAAUCACGACAAAGAAGGGUUCAACAAGCAAGCCAAAGAUCAAUCUCGUUUCAAACCUUUCAUUCGUAUCAAGAACCGAUCUUUCAAGUUUAAAUACGAUCACCAGCGCAGAUUAUAUCGAACUUGAAAAGCUUUUGUUUUCGAAGGGCUAUUAUUCUGGUGAUGAGGCUUCAAUAGCCAAUACCCCUCUUACACCUGUUGUUGAAUUGUUAAUUGCAAAAAGAGAGGGUAAAAUUGAUCCGACAAUUGCGGAUCGUCAAAUCGAAGCCUUUAAAAAUUAUGAUUCCAAUACUGAGAUCGAAAGAAAUCUAUACCGGUCAGCUAUUAAUCAACAAUAUCAGAUGAAUAUCAGCGGACAGACCCCCAAUUUAAACUAUUAUUUUUCUGCCGGUAUGGAUGAAAGUCCAGGAACGUUGGUCGGUAACAAGGGAGACAAUCGGAUUUCCAUCCGCUCAAGUAACAAUUUUCUGAUUACACCGAAGUUUUCUUUUGAAGCGGGUUUAAAUUAUGUACAAAGCCUUACUAAUAGAGGAAACAAUCCAGGGUACUUGUUGAGUUCCGGAGGAAAUAAAUCACUCUAUCCAUAUGCCAGAUUAGCCGAUGAGGCAGAAACCAGAUCAACAGGUUCACACAAGUUGCUACUGGAACUAAUGUCAUCACCAGGCCAAUUCCUUUAG